Spea bombifrons (plains spadefoot toad) is the source of this 1955-nucleotide messenger RNA. Its product is annotated as gastrula zinc finger protein XlCGF57.1-like. The transcript has 3 exons. The record is from RefSeq and is a predicted model, not a curated record. The coding region runs from base 9 to 1913 and encodes 634 amino acids. Gene Ontology annotation, cellular component: nucleus. Gene Ontology annotation, biological process: regulation of DNA-templated transcription. NCBI's taxonomy places the organism in Eukaryota, Metazoa, Chordata, Amphibia, Anura, Pelobatidae.
GACUGAACAUGGACAAGGAUCCGGUGGCUGAGAAGAUCUUGAGGCUCACCCUGGAGAUCAUCUCCCUGCUGAGCGGAGAGGAUUAUAUGAUUGUGAGGAAGCCCAGUGACUGCGUCCCACCCAGCAAUGGCCCCCGUGUGUCAGACGGACCCCCCGGGACCCGGAGCCCCAGCCCGGUGCCUCCACCUCACUCGCUGACCCACGAGAGGAACCGCGAGCAGAAGAUCCUGGAACUGACCAACAAGAUGAUGUCCCUGCUGACUGGAGAGGUGAGCGCUGCUGGGAACGGGACGUUAUACAGUAACACCGAGGCGUGUGUCUGGAUGGUGACGGCUCAUUGUGUGUCUCAGGUUCCUGUAAGGUGUGAUGAUGUCACCGUCUAUUUCUCCAUGGAGGAGUGGGAGUAUUUAGAAGGACACAAGGAGCUUUACAGGGACGUGAUGAUGGAGACCCACCAGCCCCGCGGCUCUCCGGGUAAGAGGUUUAAUCCCUGCGAUGCAUCCGAGGUCAGAGAUCGAGUCCCUAAUUCUCCGCUGGACUGUAAGACGUCUCAUUUUAUUAAGGAGGAAUCCGCCUCGUGUGAAGAGACAGACAUUUGUGACCCGGCGGAGUCUCCACAGACAGAGCUCACAUCGACUCGUAAUGAGGACGGAUCCCCCUCAGAUGAAGACGGAAAUGUCUCAGCCCCCGAUACACACACAGAGCACGACGGGGGGGAUAACACGUCUGUCCACGUAAAGGAGGAAUCCGCUUCCAAUGAAGAUUAUUGGAUCCCAACCGAACACAAGGGAUCUACUUCUACUGAUAAAACCCAAACCAGUAACACACAUUUUCAGUGUGAAACACCCCCCGAUGAGGGUACUUAUAGCUGCCCCGAGUGUCAGGAACGGUUUACCAGUGACUCUGAUCUUCUUCUACAUCAGACCAUCCAUGAUAGAUCGGCGGCCUCCUCUCUGGGCUGCGAGAAAAGUUCUAACUCUGAGUGCAUUAGGCAUCGGCGUAUUCACAGAGCUAGGAAGUCUUAUUCCUGCUCGGAGUGCGGGAAAUGUUUUACCAGUAACUCAAACCUCGUAAAACAUCUCCGAAUUCACACCGGCGAGAAGCCUUUUUCGUGUUCCGAGUGCGGGAGAUGUUUUGCCAGGAACUGGAACCUUGAUCAACAUCUCAGACUUCACACCGGGGAGAAACUUUAUUCCUGCUCCGAGUGCGGGAAAUGUUUCGCAAGGUCCUCCGAUUUUGUCUUCCAUCAGCAGGCUCACGCAGGGGAAAAAACAUUUCUGUGUUCUGAGUGCGGGGAACAUUUUAGCAGCAACUCAAACCUUGUUCAACAUCUCAGAAUCCACUCUGAGGAGAAGCCUUUCUCGUGUUCAGAGUGCGGGAAGAGUUUUAAGAGUAACGCAAACCUUGUUCGACACCUGAGAAUUCACACCGGAGAGAAGCCCUUUUCGUGUUCCGAUUGUGGGAAAUCUUUUAAUCAGAAGAUACAUUUUGUACGCCACCAGCGGAUUCACACGGGUGAAAAACCAUUUCCGUGUUCCAAGUGCGGGAAAUGUUUUACUAGUAGCACGGGCCUUGUUGAGCAUCUCAGAAUUCACACCGGGGAGAAGCCGUAUUCCUGUUCCGAGUGCGGGAAAUGUUUCGCGCACUCCUCGGGUUUUGCCGUCCACCAGCGCAGUCACACAGGAGAGAAGCCGUAUCCGUGUUCUGUGUGCGGGAAAAGUUUUACCAGUAACUGGAACCUUGUCCAGCACGUCAGAGUCCACACCGAGGAGGAGCCUUUCUCGUGUUCUGAGUGCGGGAAAUGUUUUAAACAAUACUCUAAUUUAACCUACCACCAGCGGAUUCACAGCGGAGGACAAAACAUUCUCAUCAGUUUGGAAAUGUGUGGGGAGCAGCUACUCGAUCCUCGUUGAACAUCUCAGACUUCACACCGGGGGGAAACGUUAUUCCUGCUU